This is a messenger RNA of Diaporthe amygdali, 378 nucleotides long. RefSeq lists its product as uncharacterized. Lineage: Eukaryota; Fungi; Ascomycota; Sordariomycetes; Diaporthales; Diaporthaceae. The transcript has a single exon. The record is from RefSeq and is a predicted model, not a curated record. Bases 1 to 378 code for a protein of 125 amino acids.
AUGAAGCUAACAAACACACUCCUCAUCCCACUCAUCAUUGCCUUCGAAACCCAGGCCCAGAACCAUUCCACUCUGUCGGGAAACCACAGCAUUGACAUGCUCAAUUUCACAGAAGCAGACACACUUGCCAGAUCACUGACAUGGUACCAUUUAGAUGAUGGCCAAGAAACGUGCGGCAACACGGACGCCAAGACGGAGGGGAAAGACGACAUUCUGAAGGAGGACUGCCAACAGCUCGUGGAUUUCUUGAAGAGUAGACCUGGGUACUGGAAGGUCAACGGCUACAACAAGAUGGGAAUGGUGGCCGAUCUUGGCAAUCGCGGCACAUGUGAAUUCACCGUCGCUCGUGAAGACGGGUUGAAUACGUAUUUUGAGUAA